AUGAUCGACCUUUUGUCCUCCUGUAUCGAAGGAGAUUUUGAGUUUUCCGGGCUGGUAGGGUCUGAGGAGUCGGUGCUAGUCGAGUGCCUUGACUCUUUGAGAUCAAUUCCGCUGUUGAAGCGAGAGCGUGCCUCAAUACUGAAGGAUGUCGUAGUUAAAGCACUGUCACAUAGGAAUAACCCCGAGUCAGAUCUGGCUCUGUCAUUGCUCCACCACUUGUCCCAGAUCUCUCCAAUCAACAAGAUAAGACUGCAUUCCGAAGCAUUGUGCCAAUCGCUAAUGGACUACUGCGCGAAGCAGACACGAGACAAAAGAGACCUUUUGGUGCUCGACUUCUUCGAGUCCAUCUCUGAACUCGGCCUCAGUUUCCAGCAGGCUGCAGAUUUGUACAGAAACUCCAUUCAAAAUCCCGGCUCAGCCAUCUCUUUUCAAAGGCUAUUCACAAAGCAUCUCGACUCGCACCGCUCGUAUUUAUUUUUACCUACAUCGCAACACUCGGUCUCGGUCGACGCUUCAAUCAUCAACUGUACAAUCCAAUUCUGGUUUCAAUACACUCCAACACACGAACAGCCCUCCUCGUCCUCUCUGUUCAUUCUUAACGGCAAAGACACACUUCUCACCUACUCCUUCGAGAAGCAGAAGUUUCUAGUCAGCACAUCAACAGACAGUGUAACAUUCGAGGCAUUUGUGUUUGAGCCGCUACGCAAAUAUCACGUUGUUUUUGUGCACAAAGAGGAGAAGCGCAGAUCCUACAUCGAUCUCUAUGUCAAUGGUGACUUUGUACAGUCAAUCAAUUUGGCAUACAAAAAAUCCGGCCGUGCCACGUCCUUCGAUAUACAGGGACUCCACGGGAUGCACUUCGAGUUGAUAAACCUACUAUUUCUAAGCGAACGUGUCAGCUAUGGCUGGAUCCUUCUGUCGUACCACCUGGGCCCGCUAUUUGCUGGUACCUACCAAGGCAACCAUCUCGAGCGCUGUCUUUCGGAAAAAUCAAAGCUGGUGAUGGAUUUGAAACUUCAGGAAAAUAUGGACGGUAGGACAUCGAAAGACAUCAGCAUCAGCUCCAGUUCCAUAUUAGUUGACAUCAACGCCAACUCAUCAGCAGAAAUCAGCUCGACCAUUCAUUGGAAACCGAACUUGCUGCUCAACUCACUGUACUCGAUUGGUGGUAUGGCUGUUUGUUUGCGACUGUUGGAGACGUCCAAAACAUCUAACUCCCUCGUCGAAUGCCUCGAUUUUCUAUUUGCGCUGCUGUCAAAAGACCCGGUUUCGAAACAAGAGUUUGAGAUGAACUCCGGCUACAACAUAGUGGCCACCAUUUUGAAAACAAAAAAGCCAUUUUUGGACCUUACGGUCCUAGAUGCUAUUUUGCGUUUUGUUGGAUACAAUGAUACAUCUCCGAUAGACUCAACCUUGGCCAAUGCUCUUGCAUACAGAAUCCUCAUUGUCGAUUUCGAGAUAUGGAAGCCGGGUUCCAUUGAUCAUGUUGGAGACGCUUCCGUCAGAGACACUUUCAAAUUUCUAUUGUUCCAGUUCUCUGUCUUCGCUCAUGACAGUCGUUACAACAGCUACAACAUCCAACAAUUGGCCGACAUGAAAAUUAUCAAACGAUUCGUGCAGGCUAUGAAGUACGGCUUGUUUGAGGAGGGAGUGCUGCCCUUAUUACAUGACACAAUCUCAAUACUGGUAAGAAACAACCCUUCCACAGAAUCUAUUAAGGCACUAUCCCUAUAUGUGGUAUACUCUUUGAGGGUCCGGGAUUUGGGAGGUUUACAGAAAAAAUGCGGACUAACUGUCUUGCGAGCCAUUCAAUCUGUCGUCGAAGAUCCAACAUUGAUGUCGAACCUUCACGGCUACAAAAUCAUAAUGAAAUCUAUAUCCACGAAGUGGAUUCUAUUGCUUCUUGAUAACGACAACUCAGAUGUGGUGAAAACCAGCUUGAGACUUUUGAAACGCGUUUUGCUGUUUAAUACCAAGCUUUAUAAGUCUUUUGCUGACGAAUCAGAGCUUUUGCUGCUUUUUAAGCUAUUGAAGAAGUGGGACAACAAUUUUGAAGUGAUUAAUCUGAUCAUGACUCUUGCAUUCGGAAAGCAAUCUUUAUCAGAGAAAAGCCAGGUCGUCAUGCCUGAAUUCUUAGUAUUGGUGAACGCGUUAUUAUCAGAAUCAGAGCUAGACUCUGAAACAAUAUCAUCGUAUGUGCGAAAAAUUCAGCACCUGCUUGAGUCAAACAUGUCUUUCAAUAUGGUAGCCUCAAAUCAUAUCCAAUGGCUCCAAACAUUCUUACGUCUGGUUUAUGAGAUUAGAAACACGCACGAUUCUUCAAUCAUAGCUCCUUACAAAGAUUUUGUUGGAGAAUUAUUCAAGGCUAAGAUUGAAAGAAACGCUAGAAAAACGGAAUCACUUGCAGUGGACGCACUUCACCAAAAGUUUCCUGCUAUUUUCACGUCCAUAAUAUUGCCGGAAAUCCUGACACACCUCAACGAACUGGAGCCAAGCUGCCGCACGCGAUUCAUUUCCAAGUUGCUUUCAAGAAUUAUGGAGCUGGCAAAGCAUCACCUUAUUGAAGAAGCGGAUUAUUAUUCGGUGCUGGAAAGACUAAGUCCUAUAUUGAACUUCGACGAAGACUCGAAAUUAAAAACCACAAAAAGGCAUUUUUGCGACUUUUUCACGGAGUUGCUGGUGAAGGCAACGGUUAAGGAAAAGGAAAGCCGUGGAACAGCAUCGAAUGAGACAAAAAUCUGCUGCUCUGUGCUCAUGGCGAAUCAGAGGCUAUUUUCAAAAUACGCAGGGGAUGAGAACUUGUCUGUCAUAGUUGCAUCUUUAUUUCAGUGCAUGACUCUUCCCGAUGAAUCUCUAUCGAGUCUAGCUUUAAAUUGUCUUCGGAUUCAGCUCAUGAAUGAUAUAGAUGUCAGAUCUGUGAUUGCAUGCUUAUCCUCAAACAGCAGCCAGCGGGCCAAAAUAAGGGACUAUUUUAAGAAGUUUUUGUCACUCAAUGAUGAGGAGAUCAGGGGUAUUUGGGAUAACGAUUUUAGUCUUCGCAAAGUUAUCGACGAAACAUAUGAGAGCUAUCUUUUGCACGUUCGAAAACAACAAGGGAAACUGGUGACUAGGAAAGUAAUAGAUGAAAUGGCUCCGUCUCGACUUUCAGAUAGCAACGAAAAAAUAGAGAAGCUUUACUCCAAAGAUAUCAUUCUCUUGAGCAAGACAAUAGAACAGGCAGAAACUAAAAAGUUCAACAGACACAUCCAGGACGAUAUGGAUGAUCUCAACUACUUUAUCGCUGUCUUCAACGACAUCAAGUCACAGCUUCCAGUGGAAAAUUAUAAAUUCGCAGCUGUGUUGGACUCUACUGAGGGCCCAGACCGGAUGCGCAAGCGGAUGAUUAAACAGCUCUGCCUGACGGAGGAUGAUAUCCCCACAGAGGAGAGUCCUGGGCUAGAAUACAAUGAACUUGCAGAAGAAUACGAGCUUCUAUCAGAACAGAUAGACGUUGACCUCGUACAGGAGGACAAGAACCGCAAAAUUCUCCGGAGCUUGUACGUUGGCGAUAAGAUUGUUGAGAUGCUCAAUGUGACGCAGAUAUUGGGUCUUGAAACGCUUGAAUCGAUAUUUAUUCUGGGACAGUUUCAUAUAUACAUGAUUGGCAACUAUUUUAUGACCUCAGAUAAGAAAGUUGUGGACUUGAGAGAUGCUCCUCCGAACGAGAGGGACUCGUACGUUCAGCUGAUCACGGGUGGCAAUUCGAAAGCUCCUUCAUCGCAACAUCAAACUAAGACAUGGGAGCUGGCUAAGUUUGCAUCUAUCAGCAAGCGGACAUUUCUUCUGCGAGACGUGGCUUUAGAGCUCUUUUUCAUCGAUGGUUCGAAUUUUCUAAUUACCUGUGCUUCUAAGGAAACAAGAGAUGGGAUUUUCAAUGUGUUGUCCGCUAAAGUAUCGGCCAGGUAUCCUGACACGAUUUUGGAAGACGCUCUCACCCUAGCAUCCUCAUCCUCGUUGACGAUUGGGGCCAAGCUUGUCAGUGCAAUAACCUCUGUGGCUUCGUCAACGACGCUCAGCUCAUUAACAAGGAAGUGGCAAAAGGGCGAAAUAUCAAACUUCUACUACUUGAUCAUCGUGAACACACUUGCUGGUCGCACGUUCAACGAUCUAACCCAGUAUCCUAUCUUCCCGUUUGUCAUUGCGGACUACGAAAACGAGGAACUUGAUCUGACCAAUCCUGCCACUUUUAGAGACCUUGGAAAGCCAAUGGGGGCGCAGACAGAGAAGAGAGCCGCCCAAUUUCGAGAAAGAUACGAUGCCUCGGCAGAUAUGUCGCCCGACUCACCGCCGUUUCAUUACGGAACGCAUUAUUCGUCGGCAAUGAUUGUCACAACUUAUCUCAUUCGCCUCAAGCCGUUUGUGCAAUCGUAUUUGUUGCUUCAGGGAGGCAAAUUUGACCAUGCUGAUAGAACUUUUCACUCCAUGGUGAAGACGUGGUACAGUGCGUCCCGAGACCAUACCACAGACGUCCGAGAACUGAUUCCCGAGUUUUAUUAUCUCCCAGACUUCUUGCUCAACUCCAACAAUUUUGAGUUUGGCCAUUUACAAGAUGGCACCAAAGUUGGCGAUGUACGUCUGCCUCCAUGGGCCAAAAAUGACCCUGUGAUCUUUGUGGAGAAAAUGAAACAGGCUUUAGAGAGCGACUAUGUUUCUGCGCAUCUGCACGAGUGGAUUGAUCUUGUGUUCGGGUUCAAGCAGCGGGGAAAGCACGCAGUAGACUCGUUGAACGUGUUUCAUCAUCUGAGCUACCAGGGAUCCGCAGACCUAGACAAAAUUCAGGACGAGAGAGAGAGGAAUGUGAUAGUGAACAUUAUCCACAAUUUUGGGCAAACCCCAAUUCAAGUUUUCCACAAACCUCAUCCGCGGAAGCAAGUUCACACGAAGGUGAAGUUCGACCCCACCAAACUGUUUGAGCUGCCACUAUCAAUUAUCGAUGCUCCUUUCAACAUAGACACUAUAGAGUUUGAUUUUGUCAAGAUGGAAUGGCGAGCUCGAGACCGUUUCACCCGAGGUAGCCAGCAUCUCAAACUGCAGCUAGUCGGCCGCAACUCGGUGUUGAUGAACCACGUUGUAUUUGAGAACGUGAGAACCAGCAUGAUCUCAGCAUUGGAAAUUCUAAACCUUGACGAGUUCGUGGCUGGUUUUGAAGACGGCACCCUGCAAAUAUACAGGCUAACCUCGAACAAGUUGACAAGUUUGAGAAACGCCCAGAAAAUGAACGUGCGAGAAUCUGCCGAAACGAGCUGGGUACGAGGAUCUGAGGAGGUAAUACAGCUUGGAGUUCUACGAGGACACCGAUCCAGAGUGCUCCAGGUCAGGGUGAAUACUUUUUACUCGGUUCUCCUGAGCUAUAGUGAAGAUGGAACAGUCAAGUUGUGGGACCUCCUGCAACGCAAACACAUGCGAGAUAUUACUGAGAAUGGUAAGCUUAUUGAAAUAUCUAACCAGCAUGCCCUCAUUGCAGUGGUGGACAGGAAAAAUAUAUUGAGACUUGAGACGAUCAAUGGACUGCUGCUGCUGGAACAGCCUCUACAUGAAGAGUGUCUGUCCAUCACCUUUGGAGAGGCAAACCUCAACCACUCUCCUAGCAUCGAACACCAUCAGUGGAACCACCAUUCGAUUUUGGCUCUUGGCUUCCGCGGGAAAAUAAAGCUAGUGGAAUUGAUGUUGGACCAAGAUUGGCGCAUCAACAUUUUACGCGAGUUCAGCAUGUUUGGAGAUUUGGAGAUCACCAGCCUCAAACUCAAGCUCAACUUGGAGCUGAACGGUGAAGGCCGGGUCAUUGGACGCGGCGAGCUGGCAGCAGCCAGUCAAAAUAAACUAAUGAUCUGGUGUUAA
This is a messenger RNA of Ogataea haglerorum, 5877 nucleotides long. RefSeq lists its product as uncharacterized. The record is from RefSeq and is a predicted model, not a curated record. The coding region runs from base 1 to 5877 and encodes 1958 amino acids. Gene Ontology annotation, molecular function: protein binding. Lineage: Eukaryota; Fungi; Ascomycota; Pichiomycetes; Pichiales; Pichiaceae. The transcript has a single exon.